AUGGGUGUGAUUGGAGCACUGUUUCUCUCGGUUGCAUCUUCUGUCUCCAUUGUUAUUUGCAACAAAGCUUUGAUGACCAAUCUUGGCUUCCCUUUUGCAACGACACUAACAAGUUGGCAUUUGAUGAUGACUAAACUUGCUAUCAUACCAUUCACUGUCCUAUUGGAAACCCUCUUCCUCAACAAGAAGUUCAGCCGGAAGAUAAAAUUCUCAUUGUUUCUGCUACUGGUUGGAGUUGGAAUAGCAUCAAUCACAGAUCUUCAGCUCAAUUUUGUUGGCUCUGUUCUCUCUCUCCUUGCCAUCGCCACAACUUGCGUUGGCCAAAUUCUAACAAACACAAUCCAGAAGAGACUGAACGUGACAUCAACACAACUCCUUUACCAAUCGGCCCCAUUCCAAGCCGCUAUACUCUUUGUCUCAGGUCCUUUUGUCGACAAAUACCUCACUCGCCUCAAUGUCUUCUCCUUCCAUUACUCACCCAUAGUCUUGGGGUUCAUAACCUUAUCGUGUUUGAUAGCGGUUUCGGUUAAUUUCAGCACGUUUUUAGUGAUUGGAAAAACAUCUCCGGUGACGUACCAAGUCUUGGGACAUCUCAAAACGUGUUUGGUACUAGCAUUUGGAUACACUCUACUCCACGAUCCUUUCACUCCUCGUAACAUCGCAGGAAUCCUCAUCGCUGUCCUCGGAAUGCUUCUUUACUCAUACUUCUGCUCCGUUGCUUCUAAAUCCAAACAAGUCUCCUCCGAUUCCACUUUUCUGGGGAAAGAUAGGGAUACGACGCCACUUUUGGGCCAAGAAAAGGAUAACCAUGAAGCAAAGAAAUUAGACAAGCAUUCUCCAGUAUGA
Messenger RNA from Arabis nemorensis, 846 nucleotides. The record is from the annotation of a GenBank genome assembly. NCBI's taxonomy places the organism in Eukaryota, Viridiplantae, Streptophyta, Magnoliopsida, Brassicales, Brassicaceae.